This is a messenger RNA of Zychaea mexicana, 550 nucleotides long. RefSeq lists its product as uncharacterized. The transcript has 3 exons. The record is from RefSeq and is a predicted model, not a curated record. Bases 17 to 469 code for a protein of 150 amino acids. Lineage: Eukaryota; Fungi; Mucoromycota; Mucoromycetes; Mucorales; Lichtheimiaceae.
CUUUUUUUAAAAGAAAAUGACAGGGGACAGUACAACACAACAUGAACAAGGACAAGAACAGCAGCAGCAGCAACAACAACAACAAGAAGACCAGCAACGGUCCUUGUUGGACAGAAUCCAUCCAUUGGACGACGAGCAAGUGCGUCAUCGUGUUCAAGCUGUUAUCCAAGACCGUAAUCAACGCAUGAAAGAGGCCUUUUCAAAGAUGUAUCAUCUGUUGCAACAGGUGGUGGAUUUGAUCCAAGCGUAUGCAAACGCCCAAGACCAGCUUGCAUUACAAGAGAUGGAGCACGAACUGGGCAUGAUCCAUAUGAUGGAAACACAGCAAGAACGACUACGUGAUCAGAUUGUUCGCUUCAUCCAAGCCACGUCGUCCUCGUUUGAAGAGAUCUUUAGCGAGUCACCCACACCACCGCCAUCCACUACUGCCUCCACUACCAACAACAACAACAACAACAACCCUCCAUGAUUGUGAAUAAAAAAGAAAGAGGAAGGGGGUUGCAGGUACAGCAACAGCCUUCCGUACCAUUUUAAAAAGGGCAAAUUGUUU